Molecule: messenger RNA, 2343 nt
Organism: Phytomonas sp. EM1
Lineage: Eukaryota; Euglenozoa; Kinetoplastea; Trypanosomatida; Trypanosomatidae
Source: the annotation of a GenBank genome assembly
AUGGUCUCACCAAAUUUGUUUGCGCACUGUGAUGAUGCCUUGUGCGUUGCAGAGGACAACGCUGUCGCUUUUUUUGCAUCCAAAACUUUAAAAAAGUUCCGUGAAGAGCGUUUUACCGGAGCCCGUCUGUGUGGUCUCUACACCCAACCUUCAUCUGACGGGAAGCAGAACACUUUGCAUGUUAUGGAUGUUGAAGCAAAUUGGUAUGUGCUUUCGAUUAAGCCCGUUGCAGUCAAAUUCAGCACCACAAUAUGUCUGCAGUCCGACUCGGUGCCGUCCGCUUCUGCAGCUGCGGGGCGUUCACACGGCGCUUCCAGCAAGCGAUCUAAAACUGUCCCAGCUGAAGUAACUUCUAAUGGCAUUCAUGAAGUGCACUUUUACGAGCGCAUGGGUCAUUUGUAUGCUAUUCUCCUAACAGACCGUGCCGUUUAUGAAGUUGCACUCAAGUUAGACAGCAACGUGAGCGCUGUUAAGAUUAUUUCGCUUCCAACCGCUAUGCCCGACUGCUUUGCGGCAGUGGGCGCACACACGGGGCUUGUCGUGGUGGCACAGCGGGCACAGCGCUGGCUUCAAUUCUCGCUGCCCAAGGACCGAGAAGAUGUGGCCGUAGCGUGCACGUCUCACAGGCGUGUGCUGCCCAUUUCAAUUCAAAGCAUGGCAUGCAGCCCGACGAGUGAGGCGAUUGCAUUGGGUGGGUGCCGUGGGGAGCUCGUCGUUUUUCCUGAUGCAAACAACACGCACUUCUUCUCGGACCACUGGCAUCACACACCCUUGACGGCCCUGAGUUUUUCUGUGGACGGAUCCACCCUAUACACUGGUGCACAUGAGUCCAUUCUCCUAGUCUGGGAUACCACUUCCUACACCCAUCGCAAGAUCACCUGUGACAUUGGCACCAUUCACUGCGUGGUACCCUCUGUCUCGACCGGCUCCAGGCUCCUCUUGGUGUGUAACACCGCAACCCUGGCUACGGUGAGCCUCCUGAACAUGACGCUGGAGGUGUGCGUAGAAGGGAUCGAGUGGGCGUCAAGUGAGGCGUACAGUGGCCUCGUGGUGGACCGAUGGAUGGGGCAACCGGCUGUCAUAGUGACGGGGCUUCCGAACGUUCUGCGUAUUUGUGAUCCUAUGACCCAACAAGCCGUCUAUUCGCUUCACAUUUCCUCACAACAAGAAACAAUACCGAUGAUGCCGCGCCACGGCAUUCGCCACGCGGGAUUGUUAGGCAACGGUCGUGUGCUGGUCACAUAUGAGUCAUUCACCCCGACCUCCCUUCCACCCUUACUGCGCUUCUGGUCCUACGAAGCAAGUAAAAAACGUCAUGAAGAGGCUCAAACCAUUUAUAAACCGCACGACGGCGAGAUUUUCGCCUUGCGUGUGGAUAAGAAGAAUCAGCGUGUUUUUACCCUUGCUAGAGAAUCUGUGAAGUGCUGGGAGGAGGUUUUUGAGGACGCAAACGACGCCAUUGCAACAGCCCAUCGCAGCUGGCGCAAUCAGUCUACUAAUCCCACACCGACGUUCAAUGUUUCGGAUAUGAUAUUAUCAACCGAUGGAACCCUCUGCUUCUUGGCUGACGACUGUGUUCACGUGUACGCGGUGGCGGAGUGCCGCGCGGGGGAGCCGUGGACUAAAAUUUGUUGUCUGGUUCAGAAUUCCAGCACCGAACCCUUGCGUCACCUGCUGCUGAACGAGACAACCAGGGUGGUCGCGGCGCACGAUGGGAUGCAUGUGUUUCUAUGGGACCUAGCGUCACCUAAGAGAAGCAACGCAUGCUGCGUGAUCCCCUCGACCUCAGCCAGCACGACCAUCACGGCACUGUGCCAGUUUACACCCCACUCCCUGCUGGUGGCAUGCGAGGAUCGCAGCUUAGUCGAGAUCAGUUGUGAUCCCCUGAAUUCUUUCGGAAAUUCCCUCGGAGUCAUUAAAAGCACAAUAUCGAGUCGCAUACUUCACAUGGUUAGUCUGUCUAGUGAGGUCUUUACUGACGAAAAAGAGCGACAGGUGGCUGUCGUUGAUGAUGUCUCUGGGUUUCGCGUUAUCAACGUAUCAAUGCCUCGUCGUAAGCUCGAGGAGGCGAGGUUCACAGAAGAUGCAACCAGAAGUGCCGAAGCUCAUAGGGCUGCUGAUGGGGAUAAGAAGAUGGUCGGCACCUACUUCCGAGAUGACGUUGUUUGGCAGCAAGCCAACCCUGGUUCAGAAGGCGACGUUUUGGACUCUCUCACAAAGACAAAUCGUAUCAAAAAGGUCAAUACCUGGUUAAGGAACGUUCUUCAAGAGCCAUCCUACACAGUGCCUUCAAUGGCAUCUGUUCUUUCGCUCUAUUUAAGGCAACAAAAUGGUCUAGGUUAA